Messenger RNA from Xenopus laevis (African clawed frog), 1969 nucleotides. RefSeq names its product F2R like thrombin or trypsin receptor 3 L homeolog (gene f2rl3.L). The transcript has 2 exons. Gene Ontology annotation, biological process: thrombin-activated receptor signaling pathway; blood coagulation; phospholipase C-activating G protein-coupled receptor signaling pathway. The record is from RefSeq and is a predicted model, not a curated record. Bases 340 to 1509 code for a protein of 389 amino acids. Gene Ontology annotation, cellular component: plasma membrane; membrane. Gene Ontology annotation, molecular function: G protein-coupled receptor activity; thrombin-activated receptor activity. NCBI's taxonomy places the organism in Eukaryota, Metazoa, Chordata, Amphibia, Anura, Pipidae.
UAAAUAAGCCCAUAUGUACAUUGUCCAUUUUUUUUUUCUUUGUUUGAAUUGUUAAAAUGAUUUUUGGCAGCAAAAAAUGUCCUUGUUGCUUAGUCUCAGGAUGAAAAGAAAAAGGGAAAAACAAAAUAUUCCGUGUUCCCUAGCAGUGUCCCAUACGUUCUCCUUAUAGGACACAGCUAACAUCUGGUGCACAUUGGCUCCUCUCCCUCCCCCUCGCCUGCACAUCUACAGUUUCCUUUCUGUGUUUCCUUUAGCAAAAUUCAUGUGGUGGGAAGUCGUGCCUAAUCUGGUCAAAAACAGCAUCCCUUUUGGUCUAGUCCUGAGCAGACCAUUAAUAUCAUGGGAUCUUUAUGGCGCUUGUGUACUUUCUCUGCUCCCCUGUUCCUGGUAAUGCUCUGGGGCGACUCUUUAGCCACAACCGACUAUGAUGAUUAUUCCACAGAAGAACCAACCAAUGACACUGAGCCCUCAGACUUCAAGAUGUGCCCUCGGUCCAUCCCAGGGGAAGUUGUCAGCAAAAAUAACCAGACCUACCUCUGCAUCUCUCCAUCCUCCAUAGCUCACUUGAAAAGCCCCAUCACUGUACUAGUCAUUCCUUCCAUAUAUACUCUGGUAUUUCUGGUGGGAUUGCCAGCUAAUGCUGUGGCUUUUUGGGUCUUGGUCACCAGAGUUAAGAAGAUGACUUCCACUGUUUUCCUAAUAAACCUGGCUGUUGCUGACCUCUUGCUCAUUGUUACUCUUCCAUUUAAAAUCUCAUAUUAUUUUCUUGGCAAUGACUGGAUUUUUGGGGAGACCAUGUGCAGAGCCGUCACUUGCUUUUUCUAUGCAAACAUCUACUGCUCGGUUUUCCUCCUCAUGAGUAUCAGUGUGGACCGUUACAUGGCCGUGGUGCACCCUUUUUUCUCUCGAACAUUUAGAAGCAAAAACUUUGCCAUUUUUAUGUGUUCCAUUUCAUGGAUGAUUGCAGUUUUAUCCAUCUUGCCCCUGGCAUCAAUGCGUCAGUCCUAUCCUCUGUCAGAGAGCGACCUUACCCUAUGUCAUGAUGGUCUGCCAAGGCAAGAGAAGUACUUGUUCUAUUACUUUGUAUGCCUCAUUGUCUUGGGCUUCCUUUUACCUUUAACCAUCAUUAUAUUUAGCUAUGUGUCUGUUAUCUGUGUGCUUAUGCGCAAUGAAGAAAAGUAUGCCUAUGCUUUAAAAUUAAUCGCCCUGGUUCUUGUCAUAGUAAUUGUCUUACUGGCGCCCAGCAAUGUGGUACUUCUCAUUCACUACUCCAAGCAUUUUCUUCAAGCCGAUGGUGACCUUUAUUCAGUCUACAUGGUCUGCUUGGCCAUCAGUUCAUUAAACAGCUGUGUAGAUCCUUUUGUGUAUUAUUACGUCUCAGAUGAGUUCCGUGAAAAGGUGAGGCAACAGUUUAGAAAAAGGUCUAAAUUAUCAAUCACCUCACUCAAGACUUCCAAAGACAUUGUACCUGUCACCAGCUCAACGUCCCAUUCUCGCUCAGUUUUGUAAUAUUACAUUCUUUUCUACCCCUGAUAUCAUUACCAAGGUAAUGGGAUUUUAAUGAUGUGCCCAAAAAAGGAGACUUAUUGCCAGGCCUGAAGAAGAGAAACCAACUGGUGGAGAAAAGGAGGUUAUAUAUCAUUACAAAGGAGGACAAGGCUUUACAGGCUGGCAACAUCAUGCGCUCCUUAUGGUGCUACAGAUAUAGGAUCCAUUAUCAAGAACACUCUGGAUUACAGGAAGGCUGUGUCCCAUAGACUCCAUUAGCAGCAAAUUAUUCCAAUUUUUAAAACUGAUUUUCUUUUUCUCAUUAAUAAUAAAACAGUACUUUGGACCUAACUGUAACUAAGCUGCAUGGGUUUAAUGAACAGGGUGAUAGAGAAUGGCCAGUUCUGAACAACUUUUCAAUUGGUCUUCAUUGUCUUUUUUUUUAUAGUUUUUUUUAAUCAUUUGCUUUCUUUUUCUGACU